Molecule: messenger RNA, 1476 nt
Organism: Aspergillus steynii IBT 23096
Lineage: Eukaryota; Fungi; Ascomycota; Eurotiomycetes; Eurotiales; Aspergillaceae
Product: DUF1593-domain-containing protein
Exons: 2
Coding region: 1-1476 (491 amino acids)
Molecular function (GO): hydrolase activity, hydrolyzing N-glycosyl compounds
Source: RefSeq, a predicted model, not a curated record
AUGACGCCUUUCGCCUCCCUCGUGGUUUUAGUCUGUCUGGGGCUGCAGCUUGUCGCUGCGCGAGGCCUUCUCUCCUAUCCCACCAAGCCGCGAGUCUUCGUACUGUCCGAUAUUGCCAAUGAGCCUGACGAUGCAGAAUCUCUGGUCCGGUACCUUGUUCACAGCAACCAGUUCAACACCGAAGGUCUGGUCGCCACCACGUCGGUAUGGCUGAGGAACGAGAUCCAUCCCGAGGACAUGACCAAGAUCAUCGAUGCCUAUGGCAAGGUCGUGGACAACUUGAACCGCCAUGCUCCCAAGGACUCGCCCUUUCCUUCGGCAGAGUACUUCCACGGGAUUUUGAGGAACGGAACAACGGAAUAUGGCAUGGCCGGAGUAGGCGACGAUAUUCCCCUCAGUGACGGUGCGAAACUGCUCCUCGAGCGUCUGGAGCAUGACUCCAAGCAGCCGCUUUGGGUUCUCGCCUGGGGCGGCACCAACAACCUCGCACAGGUGCUGUAUAAGAUCCGUAAGGACUAUUCGCCCGAGAAGGCGGCCGAGUUGCGUUCGCGACUCCGCGUGUAUGCCGUCUCCGACCAAGACGACACGGGCGCUUGGAUCCGCCGCGAGUUCCCCGAGAUCUUCUACAUCGCGUCUGUGCACGGCUGGAACCUCUAUCCCGUGUCCACCUGGGUGGGCAUCUCCGGCGACGUACUGCACGGAUUCGACAAAGGCGGUCCCGACGAUUCGAAACUCACCCACGAAUGGAUCCGUCGCAACAUCCAGAUCGGGCCGCUGGGUAAGCAGUACCCGGAUUAUGAGUACCUCAUGGAAGGUGACACGCCGACCUUCUUGUAUCUGAUCCAGAACGGGCUCGGCGACUCCGAGCACCCCGAGUACGGGUCCUGGGGCGGCCGAUAUUCCCUGGUGAACCCCAGCACCCACGGGCUGAAGUACAACCACUACGCCGAUGUCCCGGACACCGUGGUUGGCAAGAACAACGAGACCUUCAAAUCCAACCACGCGACCAUCUGGCGUUGGCGCAAUGCCUACCAGAAUGACUUCGCCGCCCGCAUGCAGUGGACUCUUGCGGAGAAUGUCAGCCAGGCGAACCACCACCCUGUUGUGUCGGUCAACGGCUCCAGCGGAUUAGCCCCCAUCGCGCUGAAUGUGACCGCUGGCUCGACGGUGACUUUCGACGCCAGCGACAGCUACGAUCCCGACGGAGAUCACUUGAAGUUCCGCUGGUUCCAGUAUGGGGAGCCCACUCAGGGCGAGUCGGUCCGUGUGGAGGACGUGGUGACUAUGGACAUCAAGCCAUUCGGCAAGGGGGAACAGAGGGCGAAGGUCCAGAUCCCGCCGGCCAAGUUGUCUUGUGUGACGAUGUCGUCUGGAUGCCAGGUCCUACACUUGAUUGUGGAGGUGACGGACUCCGGGAGUCCGGCGUUGACGACCUACCGGCGUGUGGUGAUGCAGGUGCUCGAAAAUGACUCAUAG